This is a messenger RNA of Thermothielavioides terrestris NRRL 8126, 1050 nucleotides long. RefSeq names its product glycosyltransferase family 25 protein. The record is from RefSeq and is a predicted model, not a curated record. NCBI's taxonomy places the organism in Eukaryota, Fungi, Ascomycota, Sordariomycetes, Sordariales, Chaetomiaceae. Bases 1 to 1050 code for a protein of 349 amino acids. The transcript is spliced from 3 exons.
AUGGGCGAUAUCUGCAACAGCACCCUUGGCUUCGAAAAGAUAUUCAUAAUCGGCCUGCCAUCUCGGUCGGACCGUCGUGAUGGCAUCGUCCUACAAGCCGCGCUGAGCGGCAUCCAAGUAGAGUUCAUUGAUGGCGUUCUCGGCAAAGAUGUCCCUGACAAGGCCAUUCCCAUGGCGUCACCAGACUCCAAGCGCCUUGACGACGGGGCUAUAGGGUGUUGGCGCGCACACAUGAACGCCGUCCGAGAAAUCGUACAUCGGAAUCUAACGUCGGCUCUCAUCCUCGAGGACGACGCCGACUGGGAUAUCAGGAUACGAGACCAGCUCCGUGACUUUGCACUCGCGGCGCACGCACUCACGCAACCGCUCCGCGGCCGCCCGGGCGUGUAUGCUGACCCGACGUAUCCCACGGGAUCUGGCGACGAGCCCGUGACGGGCGGGGAAAUGGACUUCUACCACCUCCCCGCCACCGAGCCCCCGACUACCUCUCCGUACGGCGACGACUGGGACCUCCUCUGGAUCGGCCACUGCGGGAUGCAUUUCCCUUUCCCCCAGAGCAAGACGGUGCCCAAGGCGCGUGUGAUCCGCGUCGCCGACGAGACGGUCGCGCCCAAGAAGAACCUCUGGACCAUCAACAUCCCCUUCACGCUCAAGGAGAAGUACCCGGCGCACACGCGGGCCUACCACCACGUGCAGGAGGGCGUGUGCACGCUGGGCUACGCGCUCAGCCGGCGCGGCGCGCGGCGGCUGCUGCGCGAGGUCGCGCUCCGGGAGGUCGGCGCGCCGUACGACCUGCUGCUGCGCGCCUACUGCGAGGGCGACCGGGGCCGCGCGCCCGGCCGCCAGUGCCUGACCACGCAGCCGAGCCUGUUCCACCACCACCGCGCGGCCGGGCCGGUCAGCGCCAUGAGCGACAUCUCGGACCACGGGCGCAACGGCGAGUUCCGCGAGACGGCCAUGACGGAUAUGGUGCGGUGGAGCGUGCGGUUGAAUGCCGACGCGCUGAUGGAGGGGAGGACCGACUUUGUGGAUCAGUAUCCGGACGAGUGA